Molecule: messenger RNA, 2328 nt
Organism: Austrofundulus limnaeus
Lineage: Eukaryota; Metazoa; Chordata; Actinopteri; Cyprinodontiformes; Rivulidae
Gene: praf2
Product: PRA1 domain family, member 2
Exons: 3
Coding region: 54-590 (178 amino acids)
Cellular component (GO): membrane
Source: RefSeq, a predicted model, not a curated record
CUCUCUGCGCCGCGUUGGUUUCUGGGAAAUCCUGUUUUCCUGAUGUGGGAAAGAUGGCGAGCGUUCAGCCGCCUCCUCUUCGAAGUUUGGAUGAUUUCGUCCUGAGCUCGGCCCGGUUCGCAGUGCCAGAUGUUCGGAACUUGGACCGCUGGAACAACCGGAUGAUAAACAACCUUCUGUACUACCAGAGCAACUACUUCCUGUCCGCGGCGGGCUUCCUGCUCAUCGUGGGGUAUUUUCAGCCAGUCCAGCUUUUUGUUGGGAUGACAGUGGUCACCUUGUUGUUCCUGGGAUUUGUCUGGGCUGCAGAGAACCAAGCUCCCAUCCGCCGGUUCCGGAGAAAUCAUCCAUCCUUAAGUGUGCUGGCCAUUCUGUUGACGAGCUGUCUGUUGAUAUCAGUGCUGGGAGGAGUUGGAGUGUUCUUGUUUGGGAUAGCAUUCCCUAUACUGAUGGUUGUGGUCCAUGCGUCCGUGAGGCUGCGCAACCUGAAGAACAAACUGGAGAACAAGCUUGAGAGCAUCGGUCUGAAGAGAACACCCAUGGGUCUCCUGUUGGAGGCCCUGGGACAGGAACAGGAGGCUGGAUCCUAAAGGAGGAUGAGGAAAAGAUGGGGCAGGGCUCAAAGGAGCGAAGAAGACAACAAGGAUGUAAGGGAGGGAGGAAAAAAAAAGAAGUCUUUGUUUACAUUUUUAUUCUAAUCUGAAGGAAACAAGCUGGUUUUUACAUGUUUAUUACCAUGUUUUAAAUAGUUUUUCUGAUUUGUUUCUUUAUAUCCCAGACAUUGUGCAUUUGAUUAGAUGGAUGUAGUCCCAUGAGCAGAAAGAAGGAUUGAUACGGUGGUUUUAUUUCAGUGGAUCAUAGCUUCCUGAMUGUAAGUGUAUUGGUGCUUUUCUUAUGUUUUUGUACAUGUAUUCAUUGGUCAAAUCUUUUUACUCAAACUGACAUCAAGCAACAAAAAACACACAAGCUUUAGUAAAGGAGUAAAGUUGUUUUGUUACAAGGACAGAGAAGCAGAGUAACAAGUCAUGAAGUUUUUGUUAUUAAGCUAAAUUAAUAAAUUUUAUGUUUAACUGUAGAAAAAGUAAAGAUUUGGACCAUCUGCAAACAAGUCCAUGAGAAGAUGAUCCAGGGCACUAGAUUUUAUUGAUCAGUUUUUGUCUUUAGUUUAAAAAAAAUGCAGCACUGUCAUUGUAACUAACACACAUUUUCAGCUGCCGUCUCACUACAUUGGUGACCAAAUGACUUGUGUUCUGUAUGGCUGAAGUUUGCACGACCAUUUUUUUUUUUUUUUUUUAUGCGCUAUUUUUGUGUGCACAGUUCACAAAAACUGUAUUCUAGGCUGUGACUCAGGUAAGUUUAUGCCUGAUAGAAACAGGGACCAGGCUAUAUUAUUAAGUGACUUAUCACCCUGUACUUACUGAGUACAUAUUAGGUAUUUACUGGUUAUGUACUGGGUACCUUCUUGGUACUUACCUGGUACUGAUGGUAUUGAGCUUUAUUAUGAAGUGACUUGUUACCUUGUACCAGGUACAUACCUGACAGUUACCAGGUUCAUACUUAACAGUUACAUACCAAAAUGUAUUUUGUAUUUCUCUGAAAAACUCAGAUCAGAACCAGAAAAUCAGAACCAGAAGUGUGAUCAUGUCUUAAGAUCUCGUUCCUCGUGUUAUAAUGUAAAUAACUUCACUGAAAGCUUUAUAUGAGCGAUGUAGAACAACUUGUCUUUGAAGACCAAUAAAGAAAACAUUUUGUUGUUUGCUUAGAACACUAUACAACAAGCACAGCCAUAAGUUUUAAUGCAUAUCUGCACAGUUAAAGUAAAACUGACAAUGAACAGUUUCACUGAAGGAAUGUUAUUUUCUAAGUUGUGUUUUUAUUAUAUUGCUCACACCUAACAUCAGGAAUCUGUUGUAAAUUUCAGCAGCAACAUCUGAACCUGAUUUCUUCUCCUGCAUCAAAGAAACAGGGUUUAUUUUAAAUUACAUAUUUUUACAGAAUCUUAAAUUUGGCUGCACUACUCAGUUUAGUAUGUUUAUUAGGAUGCAGAUGAUAUUUCAAAUGUAUUGUUAAAAUUUAUCUUUGUAAACUUUUUAUUUACGGUUUUCUGUUACAUGAGUAUGUGUGUGUUAUUCUGUAAACUAAUGAAACUUUGAUUCAUCUGAACCUAAAUGAUUAAUUUAAAUAUAUAAAUUUUUAAUUGUCUGUACAUUUUUGCAGAUAUUCACAGCUGCCUUUCUUUCAUAAAUGUUAUACGUUUUUCAAACUACAUGUUUUUGACUUUGCCAAAUGCUGAUAAUUCACAUUUUUCAAUAAAAAAGUGCAACAUUG